Messenger RNA from Mercenaria mercenaria, 3389 nucleotides. RefSeq lists its product as uncharacterized. Bases 185 to 1984 code for a protein of 599 amino acids. The record is from RefSeq and is a predicted model, not a curated record. The transcript has 2 exons. Lineage: Eukaryota; Metazoa; Mollusca; Bivalvia; Venerida; Veneridae. Gene Ontology annotation, molecular function: zinc ion binding.
ACGCCUAUAUAAGACUAAGAUGAAAGCCAGAAACAUGUUUUGACAGGUCAACUAAAUAGUACAGUACCCUAUAUCAAAAUUCCUCGAUAACAAAAGUUAUUAUUUUGAGAACUGAAAAUUGUUAAAACAGUAUGUCGAAUAAUGUAAAUUGGGACAGAAAGUUUCUUUGACAGAUAUCGAAAUUAUGGAAGUUUCUGGAACAAAAGAGAAAGAGACAGAUCUGGAUCUAACGUCAUCACAACGUAGUUCUGGUGAUGGCGACAAACUAUACUGUUUGCCAUGUGAACAGGAUGGGUCUCGAGUACCAGCAUAUGGUUACUGUCAGGAUUGUUUCGAACACUUGUGUGAGAUAUGCUUCAAAAGCCACAAGAAACCAGCACCAUGCAGGAAUCAUAUCCUUCUUGAUAAAACACAGAUGCCACAGACGCCACAGAUGCCACAGACUAUCGACAUAUCAAACCCAAACGACCUAACGGAAACAUGUAACAAACAUAAGAGUAAAGUUAUAGAGUAUUUCUGUCGGCAGCAUAAGACCUUAGGAUGCAGCCCAUGCAUGACCACCAAACACAGAUCUUGCGAAAUAGAUUACAUUCCAGAUGUUUCUGCCAGCUAUCUGUCCAGUCCUGAAUACCAGAGUCUUCUACAGUGUUUAGAAUCUUUACAUGGACAUUUGAAGAAAAUGACAGAAUCCGCACAAGAAAACAAAACUCUAAUACAAGAAAAUCACGAAAAAGUCAGGGAAGAUAUUCAAAGGUUUAGACAAGAGAUCAACAUCACAUUAGACAAUUGGGAAGCUUUGGUCAGCGAAGAAGCUGAAAACAUUUUUUCACAAGAGAACAAGAAUGCAGAUUUAGUAUUGAACCAAUGCCGGGAGAUGACACAGAAGAUUGAAAGGAAGCAAUACAGUCUUAACAAGUUACAGUCAGAAAAUAAACACAACAUGUUAUACAUACAUGGCAAAAGAAAUGAAGAGUCAAAAGACGCAGACAUGAGUGAAGAGCUGACACUGCAGGAAGAAAUUCAUGUAAACAGUUACACAUUUCAACCAAAUUUGGCACUCCAGAAUCUGCUACAGACUGAGACAAACAUCGGAAAGCUCUCCAACAAUAAGAAAGAAGUAGCACAAUGUGAACAGAGUAAAGGCAACGGAGCUAAACUGUCUGAGAACCUAGUAUUACAUGAUCUUACAUUUGAGGGCAUUUCCGCCGAACUAUCGUGUCAAAUUGAUGUAAAAACACCUAGUGACAAAUAUGGCUGUCGUUUAACAGGUAUUGAUACGAUUGGGGAAGACAACAUUGUUGUUGCCGAUUAUUCUAAUAAAAACAUCAAAAUUAUUGAUGUUAAGCAGAAAAAAGUUUUGUCUGUUCUUAACCUGUCAUCUGAACCAUGGGAUGUGGCGUUGCUACCAGGUGCUCAGUUUGCAGUUACUCUUCCUAACGAAAAACUGAUUCAAAUUGUAUCAUUUAUCAAUGGGCUUUGUAAUGUCAGACAACUUGCAGCCGAUAAAAGCUGCUAUGGAAUAGCUUUUAGUGACGGAUUACUUACAGUUGGGAUGAAAGAAGGAAGAGUACAAUUGAUAAACCUAAAAGGGACAGUUUUGAAAUCAUAUGAAUCUGGUAGAUCAAAUGUUGUUCAUUACGUAGAAGCAAGUAAAAGCAAUGGAUGCAUAUAUGCAUCAGAUGGUAGCAGUAUAAUUUGUUUCAAAAAUAUGGGAGAAGUGGUAGACCAGUAUACACUUUCUAGCCUGGUGAAUGCAGGUGGAUUUGCUGUGUUGGAUGAUGGUUCGCUAGUGGUAUGUGCCAGUGACAAAUGCAGCAUUCAACUUAUUUCAGCAGAUUUGGAACAUAGCCGGAAGAUACUGCAAGGAAAGGGUGAAUUUCCUGCUCCGUACUCUCUUGGAUUAGAGCGUGAGGGGAGGAAACUCUACACAGGCAGUGGUAUUGGUACUAGCUGCAGCAUUAUAAACGUGUACACACUAAAAUAAGAUAUUAAAAAGUUGUAGGGGACAUGUAGUGUUUAGUAUACUUUCUAAACAGACUUGAAAAAUAAGCAAGACGAUUCUGCCUGGAAAGUGAACUGUAUACAUGCAAUGGCAUUGAUACUAGGUCUUACCUUAUAGAUAUGUACGCACUAAAAGUACUGUUAUAGCAGUAUGUGACAUAUGAAAGUUGCGAUUUUCAUGUUUUCAACAUCUUCAGAAGUAGCAGGAAGUAUAACUAGUAUAAACGUCAAACAUACUUAUCAUCCUGCUCAUCAACAUAUUAUAUUCCUAUUUUGACACCUUGUGGUUUAGUCAUGUCACGUGUACUCAUAUUUUGUGAAUACAUUGAGAAUAAUUAUGUGUAUGAUUAUAUCACAAUUUGAUAUUUUGUCUGUAUUUGUUUGCUACUCUUUUGAUUGUAUAUAAAUUUAUAUCGAAAAAUAUUUCAUCCCACAGACUGACAUUUAAUCAGUGUAAUUUUAUUGGCUACAUUUAAGCAUGAUGGUUUAUAACAUAACUUUGAUUGUUUUACUUCAUAGCGGUAUCGAUGGCAAGAUGAUUAAAUAGUACAGAACAUCUGAAAGCAUUAAUUGAACGGUUCCCAUUUAGAUUUAGAUAUCAAAAUACAGUUAAAUGUGUCAUAGUUUUAUUAUUCUCAAUUGUGGCAGGUCAUGUGCUUAUUUGUCAAAGAGUCCCUCGUAGAAUGUGUAUUUUGGUACUAAUUUGUGUGCUUUAGAAUACCACUAUAACUCUUGUGUAAUCUGAAUAAAUAUUGCUUGUUGAGGUAAUCAAGUAAGAGCGGUAGAUUAAAAGUUACAAAAAUGACAAUAAUUCCAACACCAAUUUAUAUGUCAGUGUGAUAUUUGUCUACAAAUUCGGUUUUAUUACAGCAAUGUCAGUACAAAACUGAAAGUACAGGCAUUGAUAUUUGCAAGUAAUUGGAAGUUGUAGCUUUCCAACGUUACGAGAGUUAAAAUUAUAUCUGGCAUUUCCUUAUCAUUGUUUAGAGCUAUUUUAGUAAUAGCCUAACGUAAUAAAAACGAGAAAGUAAAUGUAAUAUGACACUGCAUUGUCAUUUUAUGGAGCUAUCUUGGAACUUGUAUUUUUGUCAUUGUAACGGAAACGAAAAUAUAGAUGUUAUUUUGCACUGCCUUCUCACCUUUUUUUAGCUAUCUUGGUAAUUGUAGCUUCUAUCAUUUGUCAAAGCAAUGAGGACGAGAGUUUUUUUAAUCGUUCUUGAGCAAUAUGUUAGUAAUGGAAACUUGUAUCUCUUUUGAAUGAAAUGAAAACAAACGUUUAUAUGUUAGAUAACAUUCUCUUAUUUUAUUUUUACAUGUUAUCGAAUUUAUAGGAAACUAUACUUUUUGUUAGCGAUAUAAGGACAAAUGAUUAAAUAUUAUUAGCAUUC